Mobula hypostoma (lesser devil ray) is the source of this 6754-nucleotide messenger RNA. RefSeq names its product transmembrane protein 72 (gene tmem72). The record is from RefSeq and is a predicted model, not a curated record. The transcript has 5 exons. NCBI's taxonomy places the organism in Eukaryota, Metazoa, Chordata, Chondrichthyes, Myliobatiformes, Myliobatidae. The coding region runs from base 273 to 1058 and encodes 261 amino acids.
UGCACAGACCGGUUAGGAUUGGUAAAGUCCACAGUCUGAUGAGUAAAUCGCUGAAGGACUGUUUCCAAAACACAGCAAGUGCUUGGAAAGACAGAGGCAGAGGGAUUCUUGCAAUCCUCUGUCUCAGUCCGGAGGGAUUGCAAAGCAUCUGCCUUCACAGGUGAAUAGGACGCUGAUACAUUUCCCGACGUGACUUCUGCUGGACUCAGGAACAGGUAUCCGGAGAGUAACGUUCUCUGUUUGAUUUUUGAGAUCCUGGCGCAUUGAUUGAGAUGGAUGCUGCAGGAGUCUGGACCAUGUUAGAACGCACAUGUAGGAUCCUCGGGAUCAUUACAGCUGCAGUGCUCCUCAGCGUUGGAACUGUUACUGCAGUUGAAGGGCAGUUCACUAAACUGGCUGUUUACUUGCUAUUUGCAGCAGCAGUGCUUGCGAUUUUGGAGGGCCCGUAUUUUAUUGACAUUAUUCUUGCCCAUCGUUGCCCCUACGUAUUUCAGACAGCAGACAGCAAGGUUUGGAACAUGUGGAAGAAAGCUGUCCGUCCCAAUGGAUUUCAGAAGUUCCUCACGUUCAUCUUUCUGUCUGUGGCUUGCUUCUUGCACCCAGUUCUGAUCUGGCAUGCGACCAUUCCAGGUACAAUGUUGAUAGUCAGUGGCCUCGCCUACUUUGUGCUCAACCUGAGGAAAAAGUUUCAAGUGAAGAUCAAUGAGGGGCCGGGCAACAGGAGGCACCCCCAAGACUAUGCCACUGCCGUGGUCAUCUCAGAGGCUGGGGACAUGGAGCAGAUGUACAGCUUUCACCAGCACUCUGGGAAGAGAAGCCUAGCCUUGAUAAACCACUUGCGAAGUAUCUUCCGACUUGGCGCUGGGAGGCCUCCAGCCAGUGAAGCCACCCCGAGCUUUCAGGACAGCUCUGCCCUCUCCCCAGCCGGGAGCUUCAUGAGUAAAGGGCCAGCGUUUGAGGAGCGUGCUGCCGGAAUGAUCCUGUCUGAGCCUGGCCAAGUUGAGGAGCCCGAGCCAGAGGAGACCACAUCCGACAAAGCCCAGAUAAUACCCAAGUGAGAGUGUACUCUUAGACCGAGUCAAACCCCCUCCGGGUACAGUGCUCGGAGUGUUUCUCAGUUUAUGGGUUUACCUUCCUGGAGAACCUUCUGGAAUUCAGGUGCUGCAUCCACGGAUGUACUUUCUGAGUUGCAGUCACUGCUAUCAUGUGCACCGUAACCUCCCUGCAAUCAGCAGCAACUUGACCAGGCUGGACGUAUUUUAUAAUGUGAAUUGAAGAAUGAAUAUUGGUCACAAAACCAUGAAACAUGAAUGCUACUGGAUGUUACACCGAGUGGGGCUUCGAUCUGUGUCCCAUUUGAUAGACAAGGCAGCAAUCAAUACAAACUACCUCUGAGACAAGUGGAGACCGAUGUCUGCUGACACUAGAAGUGUGAUGGUCGUUGUGUUGUGACAUCCCUGCCGAUGUUCGGGAGAUGAUGGACAAGUACCAAGCAGACCGUUCAAGAUCGCGAUUGAUUUACCACGUGUACAUCAAAACAUUCAGUGAAAUGCCCAUUUGUGUCAACAACUGACACAACUGAAGGACGUGCUGAGGACAGCCCAGGAGUGCCAACACACCUGCCCGCUAUGCUUCCAGAACAACACAGAACACAACAACAACAACACUCCUCCCACCCUCACAAAAGCCUUUAUCCCCGGGACAAACCAUUUUCUUAUAGGCCUCAGCCCUGCAGACAUUGGGGUUUGACUUGUCUGGAGAUUCACAGACUCAGCCCUAUCAAAGGGCCUGGAACACCAGACUCCCAAUUUCAAUGGAAGAUUCCCAUCAGGGAGAGAUAAGAGUUGGGGUCAGGUUGCCAUCUUGCUCUGGAGGUCAAUAGACUGGCAAUAGUAGAGCGCAAACAACAUUGAGAAGCUGGACAAAGGGAGUUCAUGCCCUGAUGGAAUGUCAGGAGAAAAUUCCUUCUGGUUGCAGUCUGUAAUGAUAUGGGCCUGAUUUGUGAAUGCAGGUGUAACCUGGCCACACUGAAAGAAAGCAAAUUAACGUCUCCUCGAUGGGUUUUCAUUGUCUGUUGAGGAACAUGAAUGGGUGGGAGUUCAACAUGGACAUCAUGUUAGUUUGUUCAUUGUGUUCAUUGUCAACAUUAUGGGGUUAGAGGGUUGUGUGUGUGCACUGGGGUUGGGGACUGUGUGUGUGCACUGGGUUAGAGGAGUGUGUGUGUGUACACUGGGGCUAGAGGAGUGUGUGUGUGCACUGGGGUUAGAGGAUUGUGUGUGUGUACACUAGGGUUAGAGGUGUGUGUGUGCACUGGGUUAGGGGACUGUGUGUGCACUGGGUUAGAGGAGUGUGUGUGUGCACUGGGGUUAGAGGACUGUGUGUGUGUGCACUGGCUUUAGGGGACUGUGUGUGCACUGGGUUAGAGGAUUGUGCGUGUGUGCACUGGGGUCAGGGGACUGUGUGUGUCCACUGGGUUAGAGGAGUGUGUGUGUGCACUGGGUUAGAGGACUGUGUGUGUGCACUGGGUUAGAGGACUGUGUGUGUGUGCACUGGGGUCAGGGGACUGUGUGUGCACUGGGUUAGAGGAUUGUGUGUCUGUGCACUGGGUUAGAGGAGUGUGUGUGUGUGCACUGGGGUCAGGGGACUGUGUGUGCACUGGGUUAGAGGACUGUGUGUCUGUGCACUGGGUUAGAGGAGUGUGUGUGUGCACUGGGUUAGAGGAGAGUGUGUGAGAACUGGGUUAGAGGAGUGUGUGUCUGGGCACUGGGGUUACAGGAGUGUGUGUGUGCGCACUGGGUUAGAGGAGUGUCUGCACUGGGGUUAGAGGACUGUGUGUGCACUGGGGUUAGAGGAUUGUGUGUGUGUACACUGGGGUUAGAGGAGUGUGUGCGUGUGCACUGGGUUAGGGGACUGUGUGUGCACUGGGUUAGAGGAGUGUGUGUGUGCACUGGGGUUAGAGGACUGUGUGUGUGUGUGCACUGGGGUUAGAGGACUGUGUGUGUGUGUGCACUGGGGUUAGGGGACUGUGUGUGCACUGGGUUAGAGGAUUGUGCGUGUGUGCACUGGGGUUAGAGGAGUGUGUGUGUCCACUGGGUUAGAGGAGAGUGUGUGUGCACAGGGUUAGAGGACUGUGUGUGUGUGCACUGGGGUCAGGGGACUGUGUGUGCACUGGGUUAGAGGAUUGUGUGUCUGUGCACUGGGUUAGAGGAGUGUGUGUGUGUGUGCACUGGGUUCAGGGGACUGUGUGUGCACUGGGUUAGAGGACUGUGUGUCUGUGCACUGGGUUAGAGGAGUGUGUGUGUGUGCACUGGGUUAGAGGAGUGUGUGUGUGCACUGGGUUAGAGGAGAGUGUGUGAGAACUGAGUUAGAGGAGUGUGUGUGAGAACUGGGUUAGAGGAGUGUGUGUCUGGGCACUGGGGUUACAGGAGUGUGUGUGUGCGCACUGGGUUAGAGGAGUGUCUGCACUGGGGUUAGAGGACUGUGUGUGCACUGGGGUUAGAGGAUUGUGUGUGUGUGCACUGGGGUUAGAGGACUGUGUGUGCACUGGGGUUAGAGGAGUGUGUGUGUGUACACUGGGGUUAGAGGAGUGUGUGCGUGUGCACUGGGUUAGGGGACUGUGUGUGCACUGGGUUAGAGGAGUGUGUGUGUGCACUGGGGUUAGAGGACUGUGUGUGUGUGUGCACUGGGGUUAGGGGACUGUGUGUGCACUGGGUUAGAGGAUUGUGCGUGUGUGCACUGGGGUUAGAGGAGUGUGUGUGUGCACUGGGUUAGAGGAGAGUGUGUGUGCACUGGGUUAGAGGACUGUGCGUGUGUGCACUGGGGUUAGAGGAGAGUGUGUGUGCACUGGGUUAGAGGAGUGUGUGUGUGCACUGGGGUUAGAGGAGUGUGUGUGUGCACUGGGGUUAGAGGACUGUGCGUGUGUGCACUGGGGUUAGAGGAGAGUGUGUGUGCACUGGGGUUAGAGGAGAGUGUGUGUGCACUGGGGUUAGAGGAGUGUGUGUGUGUGCACUGGGGUUAGAGGAGUGUGUGUGUGUGUACUGGGGUUAGGGGACUGUGUGUGCACUGGAGUUAGAGGAGUGUGUGUGUGCGCACUGGGGUUAGGGGACUGUGUGUGCACUGGGUUAGAGGAUUGUGCGUGUGUGUGCACUGGGGUUAGAGGAGUGUGUGUGUGUGCACUGGGGUUAGAGGAGAAUGUGUGUGCACUGGGUUAGAGGAGUGUGUGUGUGUGUGCACUGGGUUAGAGGAGUGUGUGUGUGCACUGGGUUAGAGGAGUGUGUGUGUGUGCACUGGGUUAGAGGAGUGUGUGUGUGUGUACUGGGGUUAGAGGAGUGUGUGUGUGCGCACUGGGUUAGAGGAGAGUGUGGGUGCACUGGGUUAGAGGAGAGUGUGUGCGUGCACUGGGGUUAGGGGACUGUGUGUGCACUGGGUUAGAGGAUUGUGUGUGUGUGUGCACUGGGGUUAGGGGACUGUGUGUGCACUGGGGUUAGAGGGGACUGUGUGUGCACUGGGGGUAGAGGACUGUGUGUCUGUGCACUGGGUUAGAGGAGUGUGUGUGUGCACUGGGGUUAGAGGAGUGUGUGUGUGUGCACUGGGGUUAGAGGAGUGUGUGUGCACUGGAGUUAGAGGAGAGUGUGUGUGCACUGGGUUAGAGGAGUGUGUGUGUGCACUGGGUUAGAGGAGUGUGUGUCUGGGCACUGGGGUUAGGGGACUGUGUGUGCACUGGGUUAGAGGAUUGUGCGUGUGUGUGCACUGGGGUUAGAGGAUUGUGCGUGUGUGUGCACUGGGGUUAGGGGAUUGUGCGUGUGUGUGCACUGGGGUUAGAGGAUUGUGCGUGUGUGUGCACUGGGGUUAGAGGAGUGUGUGUGUGUGUGCACUGGGGUUAGGGGACUGUGUGUGCACUGGGGUUAGAGGGGACUGUGUGUGCACUGGGGUUAGAGGACUGUGUGUCUGUGCACUGGGUUAGAGGAGAAUGUGUGUGCACUGGGUUAGAGGAGUGUGUGUGUGCACUGGGUUAGAGGAGUGUGUGUCUGGGCACUGGGGUUAGAGGAGUGUGUGUGUGCACUGGGGUUAGAGGACUGUGAUGUGUGCACUGGGGUUAAAGGAUUGUGUGUGUGUGCACUGGGUUAAAGGACUGUGUGUGCACUGGGGUUAGAGGAGUGUGUGUGCACUGGGGUUAGGGUAUCGUGUAUGUGCACUGGGGUUAGAGGACUGUAUAUGCGCACUGGGGUUAGAGGAGUGUGUGUGCACUGGGGUUAGGGUAUCGUGUACGUGCACUGGGGUUAGAGGACUGUACAUGCGCACUGGGGUUAGAGUAUUGUGUAUGUGCACUGUGGUUAGAGGAGAGUGUAUGUGCACUGGAUUCGAGGAUUGUGUGUGUGCACCGGGUUAGAGAAGUGAGUGUGUGUGAGCACUGGGUUAGAGGACUGUGUGUGUACUGGGUUAGCGGUGUGUGUGUGUGCACUGGUGGGAGAGAGGGAGGUGAGGGAGGGAGCUACGGGGCUUGUUUUGUUGUUGUUUUGUUGCUUGUUGUGUUUUGUGUUCUUCUACCAAGUAUCGUGGACACGCUGUGUUGGCACCACAAUGCAAAGUGACUCUUGCUGUCUGCGCCCAGCACACUCUUGUGUGUUGGUUGUUAACGCAACCGACACAUUUCACUGUAUGUUUUGAUAUACACAUGAUAAAUAAACUUGAAUUUUGAAUCUUGAAUCUUAGACCAUAAGAAUUAGGCCAUUUGGCCCAUCGAGUCUGCUCCGCCACCUCAUCAUGUCUGGUCCAUGUGUCUCUCAGCCCCAAUCUCCCGCCUUUCUCCAUAUCCCUUCAUGCCCUGACUGAGCAAGAAUCUAUCAACCUCUACCUCUAUCUUGAUCCUUUGUGUUUCCUCUCCCUAUGCCAAGCUCACUUACCACUUUCCCUGGAAAGCAAGCACUUCCCACCGGUAAAGAAGGAAUUGCUCUUGUUCUUGUUAUUGCCUUGUUCUGCCCUUGGUGGUGGAGGGCUGGGGUACAGUUAAAGGUCUCCCGGAUCUCAGUAACUUGAUCAGAGAUCAUCCACACUGAACAUAAACUAGAUACGAUCUUUGUUCAUGUGAUAUUUUAUUACAAACACACUUAUAGCUGCUUUUUGUUUAAUUGAGAACCUGAUGGAAGAUUCUCUGGAUGGUACACUUUACCAAAAUGGGUAUGCUUUUCUCAGAAAACGCACUUCACCUGCUGGUAUUUGCUGCCAAAACUCUACCAGGUCCUCACAAAUCAAUCUCAGCCUGGCCAAGGUCCAAGGGGAUCUAAAUUGAACUUGGAAUGUUCCCAAUGGGACUUCGAUGACUUCACACAUCUCCUGGGAUGUAUUCCUUACAGGCACAGACACACUCCUGACAACCAGCACAGACGGAUACAGACACACACACACACACACACACAUAUAUAUAUAUACACACACACACAUAUAUAUAUACACACACACACUCACACACACACACACACACACACACACACACACACACACUCACACACACGCACCAGGGGACAGGGAGAGAGACUGUUAAAGAAUCAGAAUCAGACUUAUUGUCAUCAGAUUUAUUCUGUGGCUGCAGUACAGUGCACGAAGUAAAAAUACUAUAACUUACAAUAAGAGAUAUGUAUUAAAAUUUAAAUUAAAUUUUAAUAUUAUAUUUUAAAGGUUAAGAUUAGCUUUAUUUGUCACAUGUACAUCAAAACAUCGAUACACACAGUGAAAUGUGUCAUUUACGUCAGCGACC